AUGCCCUCAGAAACAGAUCCCCGUGCCUAUGCUUACCUUGUCGGUGUCGGAGUGACCCACUCCAUCGCUCCACCCAUGCACAACUACAUCGCAAAAGCACUGGGCCACGACUGGACAUUCAUCGCGAAAGAAUGCCCAACAGUUGAAGAUGCCGUUGAACUGUUUCGACGAUCUGACUUCGCCGGCGGCGUGGUGACCAUGCCUUACAAGCGCACUAUCAUGGACCACCUCGACGGUCUGGACGAAUACGCUAUUCGACUUGGGGCAUGCAACAAUGUAUAUCGGACAUCUGACGGAAAAUUAAGAGGCACCAAUACCGACUGGCGCGGGAUUAAGGGAUGUUUGCUGGGAGCGAGCGCAGAAGGCAGAGGAAAGCCGGCUGUGCUUAUCGGGGCUGGAGGAGCUGCACGGGCGGCGAUAUUUACUCUACACGAUCAAUUGGAAUGUCGACAGAUCUAUCUCGUUAAUAGGGAUCGCGAUGAAGUCAAGGUCCUCUUGGAAGAAGUGAAACAGGUGUAUGGUGACGGCUUGGAGAUCAUUUAUGUGGAGCGCGUCGAGCAGGUAGCGGGUCUCCCCUCGCCGUAUUAUAUUGUGGGCACUGUUCCGGACGCUGAGCCUAGCACCCCCGACGAGGUGGAAGUUCAUCAGAUUAUUGGGUCAUUUUUGUCGACCCCUCAAGAGAAAGGCGUUCUACUCGACAUGUGUUUUAAGCCACGAAAGACGCGGAUCCUGCAAGCUGGACAGGCGAACGGCUGGAAGACCGUUGAGGGAACCGAGAUUAUCGGCCACCAGAUUCAUGAGCAAUACCGACUGUGGUGCGGCGAGGAAGAAAGUAGCCAAAUUCCUGUGACUGACGCAUGGGCAGUGCUUCGCAAGGCAGCAGAGGAAAGUCCUGCAAUCAACUUUUAA
Molecule: messenger RNA, 909 nt
Organism: Aspergillus oryzae RIB40
Lineage: Eukaryota; Fungi; Ascomycota; Eurotiomycetes; Eurotiales; Aspergillaceae
Product: shikimate dehydrogenase family protein
Exons: 1
Coding region: 1-909 (302 amino acids)
Biological process (GO): shikimate metabolic process; chorismate biosynthetic process
Molecular function (GO): shikimate 3-dehydrogenase (NADP+) activity
Source: RefSeq, a predicted model, not a curated record